This is a messenger RNA of Colletotrichum godetiae, 1217 nucleotides long. RefSeq lists its product as uncharacterized. NCBI's taxonomy places the organism in Eukaryota, Fungi, Ascomycota, Sordariomycetes, Glomerellales, Glomerellaceae. The transcript has 3 exons. The coding region runs from base 259 to 1038 and encodes 259 amino acids. The record is from RefSeq and is a predicted model, not a curated record.
ACGGUCCGUUCGAAGUGUGUUUAUAUUACUCGUGACCUGUUCGUGCCUGAAGCAUUAACCGCCUUCGUUUGCUAUAGUUCGCCGAGGUACUAUAUUCAAUGUCGUGAUAUUCCCCCGUCCCGGAUUGCCGCACAAGGGCUCAGUCUGUGAAUGGUAUAAAAGUGAUGAGCCUGUCCGGCAAGUUUUGACAUGCUUUCUCAUGCAUCUCCAGCCAAGCGUCACUGAUUCCCAUUCCCUCAACCAAGUCCAAUCGCCAAUAUGAAGGUCACCGCCCUCCUCACCCUCCUUCCCUUAACCUCCGCCAAAGUCCUCUGGGACGGCCGCUUCAACGACUUCAAUUCCUCCUCCGACCUCAACAAGUGGUCCUGGUCCAACCAAGUCGGACCCUAUCAGUACUACAUCCACGGGUCCGGCGACGUAACGAAAUACGUAAACCUCUCGCCGUCCUAUAAGAACCCUGCCGACACGGCGUCAAAGCAAGGUGUAAAAAUCACGCUCGAUAGCACGGCCUACUGGAACGGCCAAAACAUGCGGCGCACCGAACUCAUUCCGCAGACAAAGGCCACCAUCAACUCGGGCAAGGUGUGGUACCACUUCAGCAUCUCCCGAAAGGAUGUCAACGCGCCGAGCAUCUUCCGCGAGCACCAGAUUGCGUUUUUCGAGAGCCACUUUACUGAGCUUAAGAGCGGAUGGAUUAGUGGCGAGUCGGCGACGAACAACACGAACUUGCAGUUUAUGGUGCAGCAGAAGAGUCUGUGGAAGACGGAGUGGAAGCCGGAUGUGUGGCACAACGUCGCCUACGAGAUUAACUUCUCAAGCGGAAGCGUCGGCUUCUGGCACUCCGAGGGUAGUGCCCCUCUGCAGCAGGUCGUGGCUCCAGUCUCUGCUUCGACGUCGUCCAACGGCGCGGACUGGCAUCUGGGCGUUCUCGAGCUUCCUCGUGACGGCUAUGCCGACACCAACGAGGACUUUUUCUUCUCUGGCGUCUAUGUGGAGGAUACUGCUAUCACGACCUCUGUCACUGGACCUGCCGCGUGAUGUAAAUCUAUUUCCUUCAUGGAACAGGAGUAGCGGUAAGAGCUGGCUUCGAGAAAGGCCGGAGAAGACGGCAACAUUGUACAUACUUCAUCCAUUCUUCAGUACAUAUCACUCGUUCAUAUUCACGUAUUCGCGUAUACAGAAUUGGAGAUUCAAGAUAUCUUGGUUCCUUAUGCAAG